GUCACCGCCAUCUACUGAGCCCGCCCCACUGGUGAUUCGCGAGGCCGUGAAUGUGGAGGCGUUGCGGCAGCUUUGCAGGUUGCGGGCAACCGAUGAGCUGCGUUUGCCAGACAACCCGCGCACCCUGCGGCGAGAGCUCUUCAUUGUGUUGAAACGUCUUGAUAGCUCCAAUGAGAUGCCUGUUGUGUGGCGUGACGGACCGCCCUGCACAAGGGUCGGAAGGAAGGGGCGGAGGUACAGCGGAGUAUCUGAUGUGGGCCAGCUGCCGAAGGAGCUGCAAAAAGAUGUGGAGGACAUCAUGGAGCGGGUCGGCGCGAGCUGCUGGGAUGUGACCAGAGGGCUCUUCACCCUUCCGAGGGAGGUCAGGAACGCGCUCCGUGCGCCAGAGGGGCUGGACGUCGACCAGUCGAUGUGCCACUGCUACGCACAGCGAAGCAGACAUGCGCCCGAGGACACCCCGAAGCUUCGCCACUACAUCGAGAACAGGCUGAUGAAUAUCGGCGGGGAGCCGUUGAUCCGCCGCGUUCUUCACAAGGCGAACAAGACGCUCCAGGACAUGCCGAAGUUCGUACUGGAGUUCCAAGCCGAGCAGUCGGUGCUGUUGGGCAAAGACGUAGCAAACCACCCGGAGCUGGCGCGACAGCUGCCCCCUGGCACUUUGCAGAGCGUGCUGAACGAGGAGUACGAGCGGAAGAACACGGACCUCUUGGCCGAGCUCUCGUCUGCCUUUGGGCUGGUGAACAGCUACGAGCACGACGGCAUCUACUGCCUUGCCAUGCCCUCCCAGCAUUCUGAGCUCCUUGCAAGGGCCAACGCCAUCGUGCCGGUCAAGGGCACUGGACCAUGGAGCGUUGAAACGGCAGUGGAGGCACUUCGGCAGCGGUUCCCUUCUCUGUCAUGGGAUGAGGUUGACGAGCGUUGGGAGCUCCAGCAGGAGAAAUGUAUGGAGAUCCGCAGAAGAUGUUUGCAUGGGCAGAAGAACUUCCCGAAGCUCUUGGCCGACGUCGUGCCGUACCACCGACUGGCCUCGGGCUACAUGGUGAAGGAGGUGUUCAAGGCAGUGCCCGUGCGGGAGGACAAGAUGUGUCUCAUGUUCUUCGUGGAUGGAUGCUGGGCGACUUACCAGUGGUGGUGCAUCAGAUGCAUCCUCCUGCAGCGCAUGAACGGAGGGCUCUUCGACAUGUCUUGGCACUUGAGUCUUGACGGCGACGACACUCGCCACAUCUUCGCAUACAAUGACGGCACCUUCCAAGACACCAGGGACUACACCUUGAAACCCAUGCGCCCGGGAAUUCCGGUCACUUGGAACGCGGACCGGCCAUACCCCGGCGCCCUCAUUGCUGAGCUUGAGGCCAAGAUGACGCUCAACCUUGUGGAGAUCCUCACCAGGGGCUUUCGGUACAGCCCGGAGCUAGAGCGUGACCUUGACCGGGUAGCUUCGAUCCUCCCUUUCUACGAGAUCAUGGCAAGCUGCCACGAGGACCCGCCCACGACCUUCCACGUGUUGAAAGGUAUGGCCAGAGUCAAAGCUGCGCCUGAAAACUUUGAGGAAGCCAGGUUCCACCAGGGCGAAGGUCAGAACGGAAAGGGCUUGAUGAAUGCCCUCUUUCGUACCUUCUGCGGCGAGUACCACGUCGAGCCCAAAGCCGAUGUGUUUUCUGCGUUCUCAGACCCUUCAGGCACCUCCAUACCGCUACUUCAGCUACGAGGCCGUCGGUCGAUGUCGGUCAACGAAGUGGAAGCUGGAGUGAAGAUGAGGAGUGGGAUGUUGAAAGAUCUCCGAGAUCAAUCGUCCUUCGUGGAAGCAAGAGGGCUGUACAAGGAUCCGGUGCGCUUCCGACCACAAUUCAUGAUGAACUUCUCCAGCAACGCCUCUUUUGAAUUUCGUGCGAUUGACGGUGGUAUGAGGCGCAGCUUCACGGCCAUUCCGUGGCCUUUCAAGUUUGUGGCCAGGCCGGCGCCCAACAGCAACGAGAGACAGCUUCGGAACAAUCUGAAGCAGCGAGACUUUCUGCUGGCGAAUGUGAUCCCGUCCAUGGAGAUCAUCCUGAAGGAAGUGGAUCUGAUGUUCUUGAGAGACAGUGUCAGCACGCUGGUGGAGCCGAGAACGCAGUCGGUUCUGGCAUGCACCGCCCACCUGUUUGAGUCCUUGCAGCUCCAGGAUAUCAGGGAGGUCCUCGACUCCAUACCGCUCAGCCCCAACGCUGCCCUGGCCAGCUCACAGGGCGAUGUUCGGAAGUUCUUCCGCGACCACGAUGCGGUGAAGGGGCUCAAGCUGUCCGGCAAGCAACUUGACAGGCUGCUGCAGGAGGUGCUG
Messenger RNA from Effrenium voratum, 2317 nucleotides. The record is from the annotation of a GenBank genome assembly. Lineage: Eukaryota; Dinophyceae; Suessiales; Symbiodiniaceae.